This is a messenger RNA of Stegastes partitus (bicolor damselfish), 4395 nucleotides long. RefSeq names its product reticulon 4a (gene rtn4a). The record is from RefSeq and is a predicted model, not a curated record. Gene Ontology annotation, biological process: neuron differentiation; brain development; endoplasmic reticulum tubular network formation. Lineage: Eukaryota; Metazoa; Chordata; Actinopteri; Pomacentridae. The transcript has 9 exons. Bases 219 to 3245 code for a protein of 1008 amino acids. Gene Ontology annotation, cellular component: neuron projection; endoplasmic reticulum membrane; postsynaptic density.
CUCAACUUCCAUCUGGGACUCGGGUUCGACUCGGUGGCGACUGUCGAGCGGCGCUUUGUGCAACUUUGUCCGGUGUCAGGAGCAGACGCGCCGGUUCCGUUCCACAGCUCUCCCCGGGGGAAGUUCGCAGCAGGAGCUGAAGAGUUGCCGGUUCCGAAACUUUUUUUUUGUUCCACCUCAAGAGACAAUUUGUACGAACAAAAACGAAAAAAAGAAAAAUGGCAGACAGCGAGGAGCAGCAAGUGUCUUCCACCAGCCCUCUGUUCAACGAGGAGGUCCACCACUACCAGGCCGAACCGGACCCCGAGCCCCAGCAGGACCACUUCGACGUGGAUGACAUUGUGGACUUGGUCGGCGGCGCUCAGGACGCCCUGGAGCGGCACAUAGCCGAGGAUAGUGCGCCACACGAGUUCACAGAAACUUCCUUCGUCCCUCCGGAGGAGCCGGUAACGUUACCGGAGCCCGAACACACGCCGGUGCCAGAGGUGAGGGAACCCGAACCGGAGCCCGAGCCGGAGCCCGAGAUCCCAGACUCCACCACGUCAUCACCUCCUUUUGUUCCCGAGCCUGAGCCACAAGUCGUCGCCCCUAAAGCCGAGCCGGAGAUCACGAAGAUCGCGCCGGAGCCAGAACCUGCCCCCGUGAGCGACGCCCUCCCAGCGGCCGAACCCCGGACAGCAGCCCCAGCCCCCGCAGAGGCAGCAGAGCGACCUGCGGUGACAGAGGAACCUCCGGCUCCGGCAGCUUAUGUACCUUCUCCUUCUAAAGCUCAGCCUCAUCCUCUGAUGCAAUUCCCUACAGCACUUGGGCAGAAGGGUGAUUCCCCUGCUCCCAUCUCUCCUAUCUCCCCUCUCCACUCCCCCGACUCUCUGGAGGAGCUAUCUCUGACCGAGAGUCCCAACCAGCCCCCUACUUCUGGAUCUGCUGCACCCCUGGGCUCCUUCUCCACUCAACCCUCCACUAAUCUUUCCAAGGACAUGCCUUGGGAGCGUGAAGAGGGUGACUCCGGACCGGGUCGUAGUAAGAAUAAGGAAGACCUUCUAGAUCCGUUAGCUGGUCCUUACCUGAGUUUAGGGAAAGACCCAGGGCCUCAUAACCCGUGUGAAGACAGCGGCAUUUCCUUUUCACCUGAGGAGAAGCUGAUUAGCUCAGACAGGUCCUCCACUGGUCCCUCCCCCGUGAACCCCCAGAUGAAGGUCCCUGAGUCUCACCUUGCCUCCUCUAACCCAACAGAGCACUGGGAUUCACCAUACCUAGCAUCUCAAGACAACUCCAAGGUCUCCAUGGAUUCCUUCUCCAAGGACACAGCCCCCAUUAGCUCCUCCAGGUACGAGCGGGACCUGCACGGCAGCCAGUCCGAUGAAGACGAUGACUUGAUGUACGAGGUGAAGAAGAAUAAUAACCCAUUCGAAGGCUAUUCCCCGCUGGCAGACAGCGGCUACUCCCACUUUGGAGACUCCAAGUCUGACAGCAGGGCGUCUAAAAUGUCAGAGAGUCCGACUCCGGAUCUGGUCCAGUACGGGCAGACUGGAGAGUCCCAGGAUAGCCCACCAUCUUUCUUGGAUGAGGGGAAAACCUUUGAGACCGGCAAGAUGGCCACUGACUCGCUCAUGCAGUCAAUGAAUCAGUUCUCAUCUGGUCUUAAAGAUGAUGACGAAGAGGAGGAAGAGGAUUCUGCCCUGCCGCCGUCGCUUCCAGACAUCCUGAAAUCUUCCCCGCUCAACCCUGACAAAGUCGACUCGGGCUCCUCUGAGGGUAGUCCGGAGGAGCAGAGCCCAAUCCUUGAACGGAGGAUGAUGGAGUCGCCGAACCCGCCGAUCAACCUGUCCGCGAAUAACCCGUUUGCUUUUGAUGCUAAAGUGUCCCUGCUGAAGGAGAUGGCCGAGGAGAUGGAGGAGAGAGCAGCUGACAAAGCAAAAGUCGAAGACGACAAAACCUUUGGCGCCUUUGACCUCGUUAAAGAAGCUGAGGAAACUACCCCGACUAAGGUCAAAGAAGAGGAACCUGUGAAGAUUGAGCAGAAAGAUUGGUUCUCAAGCCACGAUUCUCCCAAAAUGACCGAAAAGUUUGAGCCCCUUGACUUCCAGAGCAAAAAGGCCCCUGCUGAGGAUUCGGAUUCUGAGUCUCCAACAGCAGAUUCUCUGUCUCCAGUCCUGGAAGCCAUGGCCAAGAACCCAGCCAGCUUCCAGGUGGAAACGGAGAAGAAGGACCUGAAGAUGGAGGUGGAGGAGCCAGAGGUGGCCGAGGAGGUUUCUGAACAUGAAGUCUCCUCCGAGGAGUUUGAGUUCAUCGAGAGACCACCGAGGGGUGUCAUCGAUGAGUUCCUCGAAGCUCUGGAUACUUCCAAGUUUGCCUCCUCCAAGCCUCCAGAGAUCCCCAUGGAUGAUGAUCUCAGCUUUGGGCAGAAAGAUGUCUCUCCAGUUGCUGCAGCACCCCUGACAAAAGUAGCCCCGCCUCCAGAGGUGGAAGAAGAGGCUCCAAGCCAGAACUCCUACCGCCUCCUCACCCAGGCCUCCCCCCAGAAGAGCAAGGCUGAGCUGGAGAAGCUGGACAUCCAGAAGCCUCCCCCCCAAGUUCCCGUCACCCAUUCCCCCGUCAGCAAACCAGAGGAGCCGGUGGCCAAGAAGAGCUCGGAGGGCGGCAGACUGUUUAAGAUGCCAAACCUGAACAUAAGAGCAGUGGUGGAUCUCCUCUACUGGCGCGAUGUGAAGACCACCGGCGUGGUGUUCGGCGCCGCCCUGCUGCUGCUGCUCUCGCUGACGGUGUGCAGCAUCGUGAGCGUCUGCUCCUACAUCGGCCUGGCCCUGCUCUCAGUCACCAUCUGCUUCAGGAUAUACAAAGGCAUCCUGCAGGCCAUCCAGAAGUCCGAUGAGGGACACCCAUUCAAGCAGUACCUGGACCAGGAGGUGGCGCUGUCCGAGGACAUGGUCCACAAGUACAGCGACAUGGUUCUGGCCAAACUCAACAAGACCAUCGGUGAGCUGAGACGCCUGUUCCUGGUUGAAGACCUGGUCGACUCCAUCAAGUUCGCUGUGUUGAUGUGGAUCCUGACCUACGUCGGUGCCUUCUUCAACGGCCUCACUAUUCUGAUUCUGGGUCUGAUCGGAGUGUUCAGCUGCCCGAUCGUUUACGAGAAACACCAGGCCCAGAUCGAUCACUACCUGGCUCUGGUCAACAACCAGGUCAAAGACGUCGUCGGAAAGAUCCAGGCGAAGGUUCCCGGCAUGAAGCGUAAAGCAGAGUGAAGUUACAGGAAGUCGGCUUGAGAAGGUCCAGAUGUGGGAUGUUGUGGGGGAGUGUGGGUGAGGGAGGGGGGAGGCGGUGAUGGAGGGCCGGGGGAGGCGGAGGAGAGGAGGGGUCUGGCGUGGACGCAGCCCUCCUGACUGUAUCUGUCUGAAUAAUAAAAACACUUUUUUCUUUCCAGUUCAGAAUUCCUUUUACGUUCUUGUCCUGUUCUCUGGAAGCAGCUCGUUUCUCCUCCUUUUGUUUUCUCUUUGUUUUUUGUCGCCGAGUGUUUUCGAAGCGUUUGUUUCUGUGAACUCACACAAACUCGCUUCGACCUCGCGUGACCCCUUCCUCUCCCCGCCCCAGUGCAUUGUGGGAGGUCGGCGGCUCCUCCAGCCACCGGGUCCGGGCGGGUUUCUCUGUCCUCCUGUUCUGGUUUUUAUCUCCCGCUGAGGGUUUUUCGUUCUUCGUCUGCUGAGAAACUCGAGCACUUGUGUUCUCUUUUUUUUUGGUUGUUUUUUUUGGUAUGAGUAUUCUCGCUGAGUUUAGAGGUAUUUUGUGAUUUAACUGUCGUGUCCCUGAAGCUGGUUUUUCGCCUCGAUGUGACGAACGACGGAUUUUGCGAACGACGUCUUUGACUCCCGACGAGGCGGCGGGGGGGCGGGGGGAGGAGGGUGAGGAGAGGGGGAGGGUCGAUACUACGUUUAAAAAUCUUCAUCGCUUCUGAGUAACUCUUAGCUAGAAACCCAUCUAGAGAACCUUUCGCCAGACGAAUAAACCACAUUAACACAUUGAGAGUCGUUAUUUCCAUGUCAUCGCAGCUGUCUCGUAGAAAAACUCUGGAAGGAAACACGUUUACAUUCAUCCACAUCAGAAAAACACAAAAAAACUACAAAAAACACACAAAAAAGCUAAAAAAAAAAACAUGAAAUGGGAUUUAAAGAAAACCUAAAUAACCAUACUGUCUGUGGAGCCGAUAUCUUAAUAAAAGUUGCAGCUCGGUGUGACUUUGGGAAAACCUUCAAGCAUUUGUUUGUUAUGCAAGUAUAAUUGUGAAUGAUAAACUUCAUACUUCAAUUGUGACGAUAAAAAGCUUCCAGCCGGGAGCCGUGUUUGUGGAAUGCAUUGUGAGAUGUAAACAAUUAUCAAUAAAGCUUCUAGACGAAGAAA